Juglans regia (Persian walnut) is the source of this 519-nucleotide messenger RNA. RefSeq lists its product as uncharacterized. Gene Ontology annotation, molecular function: nucleic acid binding; RNA-DNA hybrid ribonuclease activity. The transcript has a single exon. Bases 1 to 519 code for a protein of 172 amino acids. Lineage: Eukaryota; Viridiplantae; Streptophyta; Magnoliopsida; Fagales; Juglandaceae. The record is from RefSeq and is a predicted model, not a curated record.
AUGGAAAAAAAACCUGGCACUAAUAUGAUAAAGGCUAAUUGGGAUGCAGCUAUGGAUUUAGAAAACAAGAGAAUGGGAAUGAGAAUUGUGUUUAGAGAUGAAAAGGGGGAGGUUCUGGCGUCUGUGUGUGAUGUGAAACAGAAUGUGCAUGAUCCUACUCUGGCUGAGAGUCUGGCUUUGUGGAGAGCACUUGAGAUAAGUUUUGAGCUCUCCUUUUCUUUCUCUGAACUAAUGUUUGAAGGAGAUGCAGUUGAUAUUAUUCAAAGGAUCAACAAGGUAGGUGAAGAUCAGUCAUGGAUGGGGUAUAUCAUCAAUGAUAUAAAACAGGUUCUUCAUCAAAAGGAAGGGUGGUCAGUCUGCUAUGUUCCUAGAGAAGGAAAUUAUGUUGCUCAUUUAUUGGCAAAACAUGCUUUAUUAUGUGGGGAAGAAAGGGUUUGGAUCGAAGGGGGUCCCUCUGUAAUAUGCAAUGCUUUAGUGAAGGAUAAGAUAUGUAAUCCAAACUUUGUUGAAGAUUUAUAA